Messenger RNA from Cyprinus carpio (common carp), 1840 nucleotides. Its product is annotated as fibrillarin rRNA 2'-O-methyltransferase. NCBI's taxonomy places the organism in Eukaryota, Metazoa, Chordata, Actinopteri, Cypriniformes, Cyprinidae. Gene Ontology annotation, molecular function: histone H2AQ104 methyltransferase activity; RNA binding; rRNA methyltransferase activity. Gene Ontology annotation, cellular component: nucleolus; box C/D methylation guide snoRNP complex; Cajal body. The record is from RefSeq and is a predicted model, not a curated record. Gene Ontology annotation, biological process: rRNA methylation; box C/D sno(s)RNA 3'-end processing.
AAAGACGUGACGCACAUGUGGCCACCUGAUCAGUGCUGAACGAGUCUGGAGGAGAAGCAGGAGUACAUUAACGGCUGCUAUUUGUAGGAUUAGCCAUAUAUAUAUAUACUAAAGUAAAAUGAGACCAGGAUUCACUCCAAGAGGAGGUGGUGGCCGCGGAGGCUUUGGAGGAAGAGGAGGAGGCUUUGGAGGAAGAGGAGGUGGAGACCGAGGUGGAAGAGGAGGAUUUCGAGGAGGUAGAGGUGGUGGCGGCGGAGGAUUCAGGUCCCCUGGAGGUGAUGGUGGCUUUCGUGGACGAGGUGGCGGCCGGGGGACUCCUAGAGGCCGAGGAGGGUUCAGAGGGGGCAAAAAAGUGACUGUAGAGCCCCAUAGACAUGAAGGAGUUUUUAUCUGCCGUGGUAAAGAGGACGCCCUGGUCACAAAGAACAUGGUGGUUGGAGAGUCUGUGUAUGGAGAGAAAAGAAUCAAUGUUGAGGAAGGGGAAACUAAAAUGGAAUACAGAGCAUGGAAUCCUUUCCGGUCGAAGCUGGCCGCAGCCAUUUUAGGAGGUAUUGACCAGAUCCACAUCAAGCCAGGAGCGAAGGUCAUGUACUUAGGAGCCGCAUCAGGAACUACUGUGUCCCAUGUUUCUGAUAUUGUUGGACCGGAGGGGCUGGUGUACGCUGUCGAGUUCUCCCACAGAUCAGGCAGAGACCUGCUGAAUGUGGCCAAAAAGAGAACCAACAUUAUUCCCAUCAUUGAAGAUGCACGACACCCGCACAAAUACCGCAUGCUUGUUGGUAUGGUCGACGUCAUCUUUGCUGAUGUUGCUCAGCCUGACCAAACAAGAAUCGUCGCCCUCAAUGCACACAAUUUCCUGAAGAAUGGAGGACAUUUUGUUAUUUCCAUCAAGGCUAACUGCAUUGAUUCAACAGCUGCUCCAGAGGCAGUCUUUGCAUCAGAGGUUAAGAAGAUGAGCGCUGAGAACAUGAAACCUCAGGAGCAGCUGACACUGGAGCCAUAUGAGAGAGAUCACGCAGUUGUUGUGGGAAUCUACAGACCACCACCCAAGCAGAAGAAGUGAGGUUUCUCUGUGGAAAUUUUCAUCACUAGUCACAUUCUCCUUUACGCCUGAAAUAACUGCUUCUGCCACUAGAUGGACCCACAGUUUGCAAAUGACAAAAGACUGAUAUAACUGAGCCAUUUUCUGUGUGCACCAGGUUGGGAGUGUAUCCCUUUGUAUCUGAUUGGCACAGACAACAUAUUCUUUAUGGAGAGUAACUCAAGCCCUGUUUUUUUUCCUUUGUAUGAUCAUCCUCUGUCUUGUCAUAUACUGUACUGAGAGAUGAAUUUUGUGUUUUGCUUGUAAGAAUUAUUGGAAGCUAGAUGCGUUAUGUUAACUAAAUCAACAGUUUUCCAAAGCAUAUGUUUGUUAUUGUUUCUUUUGAACAUUUUAGUAAAAAAAUGUUAAUCCAAUGUCACAUUUUUUUCAGCUUGUCUGUAUUUUGUUUGUACAUCUCAAGAAGCCAGUUUAAAACUUAAUGUUGUGAAGCUGUUUCAGAAGUAUUCGUAUAAACCCUUAUCACCAACUCUGAAAGUAUUUUGUUAAGCUUGGUUUUUCUGGUUUUUCUCAGCCUGGCCAUCUGACAAGUGCCCAAAACCCCCUUCUGAAACAAGCAGAUACUCCAGCAAACUAGUUUAUGAUGAGUUAAACUUUUUUCUUACUGUGUGAGGCAUGUGUUUAUUAGAGAAACUGUUAGUAAUCUGAAUUGAAGGUAAAGAUGCUUCAUUGUCCAUAAGAUCUGUGAUCGCAAGACGGCAGUUUAAAACAGCAUUUUUAUAAAUAAAAAUUUAAAAUCAA